GGCACCUUCCAGACAGCAUAGAUUGUACGCGUCGGAGCUCUUGCCUAGCUACUUCCUAGCCUUAGUUUACAGCCCUGCCCUUUCCAGCAAUCAAUUCGCAGCAUCCGGUCUUCUCAACUUCGAGAACCAACAUACAAACAAUCCCACCAAAAACCCACCUCUACCAAUUUACUGACAUCAAUCAACAUAAGCACCCAAGGCUAGAGAAAUCAUCCCGCUUGACGAUUUCUCACAGCCGGAUUUCCCAACAUGUCUCGCCGUUACGAUUCCCGAACCACCAUCUUCUCCCCCGAGGGUCGCUUGUACCAGGUCGAAUAUGCCCUCGAAGCUAUAUCUCAUGCCGGAACUGCGAUCGGAAUUCUUGCCAAGGAUGGCAUCGUCCUCGCCGCCGAGCGUAAGGUUACGUCAAAGCUUCUAGAGCAAGAUACAUCAGCAGAGAAGCUUUACAUCUUAAACGACAACAUGAUCUGUGCGGUAGCUGGCAUGACGGCCGAUGCGAACAUCCUGAUCAACUACGCCCGACAAGCCGCCCAAAGAUACCUCCUAACGUACAACGAGGAUAUCCCAUGCGAACAGCUAGUACGAAUACUAUGCGAUCUCAAGCAAGGAUAUACUCAGCACGGUGGAUUGCGGCCGUUUGGUGUGUCCUUCAUCUACGCAGGAUGGGAUCCCCAGCGACAGUUCCAACUUUACCUAAGCAACCCCUCAGGUAACUACGGCGGCUGGAAAGCCACAAGUGCCGGCGCCAACAAUGCGAGCGCCUCAAGCUUGUUGAAGCAGGACUACAAGGAAGAUUGCACGCUGAAAGAGGCCUGUGGUAUGGCAGUUAAGGUGCUGAGCAAGACCAUGGACUCUACCAAGCUAAGCAGUGAGAAGAUUGAAUUUGCGACAGUAGGACAGACCAAGGAUGGUAAGAUCUACCACCGACUUUGGAGUGCGGAUGAGAUCACGGCACUCUUGAAGGAGCACGAUCUAGCAAAGGACGAAAGUGCGGAAGAUAAAUAAGCAAUGUCUCGACGACUAGAUGCCUACAAUCCAGACCCCGUAGACUCAAGUUUAUGAGGAGUCGAUAGUGUAUCAAUACAAUUUCUAAUGAGAGCACUAUCCGGAUAUGAAACCAACAUAUUGACCACGGUCAACAAGACAAAGUUUUGGCUCUAUGAAGUCACAGCCGCUCUAUUUGCCAUUUUAAAUGAACUUCAUGAGUUAGGAAUGUCAAGUCUAAGUUCUGAAGAAGUCUAUGAAUAACGUCGACGCCUA
Annulohypoxylon maeteangense is the source of this 1260-nucleotide messenger RNA. Its product is annotated as proteasome. NCBI's taxonomy places the organism in Eukaryota, Fungi, Ascomycota, Sordariomycetes, Xylariales, Hypoxylaceae. Gene Ontology annotation, cellular component: nucleus; proteasome core complex, alpha-subunit complex; cytosol. The transcript is spliced from 4 exons. Gene Ontology annotation, biological process: ubiquitin-dependent protein catabolic process. The coding region runs from base 250 to 1005 and encodes 251 amino acids. The record is from RefSeq and is a predicted model, not a curated record.